Hemiscyllium ocellatum (epaulette shark) is the source of this 4389-nucleotide messenger RNA. RefSeq names its product transient receptor potential cation channel, subfamily M, member 2 (gene trpm2). The transcript is spliced from 30 exons. Gene Ontology annotation, biological process: calcium ion transmembrane transport. NCBI's taxonomy places the organism in Eukaryota, Metazoa, Chordata, Chondrichthyes, Orectolobiformes, Hemiscylliidae. Gene Ontology annotation, cellular component: membrane. Gene Ontology annotation, molecular function: ligand-gated calcium channel activity. The record is from RefSeq and is a predicted model, not a curated record.
AUGAGGAAGAAGGCCACAUCGGCUAAACGGAAGUCCUCUGCUGAGGAGCAAAACACCAACCAAGUCCACCCUCUUCGAGCCGAGCUCUAUGAUCAACGCAAAACCAUGCUCAACACCGAUAUGCUGAACAUCAUUAAAAGAAGCCCUAGUUUCAUCAGGACUGGACAAAGCUCAGCUAAAAUAGUCUCUGCAGAGCAGGACCAGUUCAGGAAAUGGAUCCGUGACAACAUCAGGAAAAAGGAGUGCAUCUAUUUUUGCGAGAGACCUUGUGUUUCUCUUCAAAGGUCAGUAUGUGAGUGCGGAUACCCCAGGGAACAUCACAGAGAGGAGGCUAUUAACCUGGGUCGUUUACACGGUGAGCAAUGGAAUGCCAUGAAACACCUCCGGCAAGUCCCAACCGAUGCAUUUGGAGACAUAGUAUUUGAAGGACAAGGGCAGAAGGUUGCAAAGUACGCCCGAGUCUCAAAUGACACUGCUCCAGUAACACUCUACCAUCUCAUGACUGAGUGUUGGGGACUAAACCCCCCACAUCUUCUCAUUUCUGUAACUGGAGGGGCAAAGAACUUUCACUUGAAGCGAGGCCUGAGAGUCAUGUUCCAGAGAGGCCUAAUUAAAGUCGCCCAAUCGACAGGAGCGUGGAUUAUCACGGGAGGCACCUUUGCUGGGGUGAUGAAGCAUGUUGGAGAGUCAGUGCGACACUGUAAGAUGACCAGCCAAUCCAAGAAACAACAGAUUGUGGCCAUUGGUAUUGCGAGCUGGGGCAUUGUGCAUAACCGAGAGAGUCUGAUAUCUGAAGAGGGCAGGUUUCCUGUGGAAUAUUACAUGGAUGAGGCCAAUCAGGGCAGACUAUCCUGCCUGGACCACAACCAUACCCACUUUAUCCUGGUUGACAAUGGCACCCAUGGACAAUAUGGUGUGGAGAUUCUCCUAAGGGCCCAAUUGGAAAAGUACAUCUCAAAGCAGCGAAUGGGAACUGAAGAUGUUGGAAUUGAAACCCCAAUUGUAUGUGUUGUCCUUGAAGGAGGCCCAGGAACUCUGAACACAAUAUACAAUGCCAUGGGCAAUGGCACCCCCUGUGUAAUAGUGGAAGGUUCAGGACGAGUAGCAGAUGUUCUGGCUAAUGCGGCUGACUUGCCCAUGGCUCAGAUAACCAUCUCCUUCGUCCAGAAGCAACUGCGCAUGUUCUUUGCUGAAAUGUAUGACAAGUUCUCUGAGUGGGAGAUAACAUCAUGGACCAAAAAGAUUCAGGACAUUGUUAGGAUGAGGGAGCUGCUGACUGUUUUCAGGACGGAGAAGUCGAGGAAUGAUGAGUUGGAUGUUGCCAUUCUGGAGGCCUUGCUGAAAGCCUCUAGUUCCCAUGGGCACAAAGGCCAGGAGAACCUGGAUCACCAGAUGAAGCUGGCUGUGGCCUGGAACAGAGUGGACAUUGCCAAAAGCACCAUUUUCACCGAUGACAAACAUUGGAAGCCCCACCACCUCCACCAAGCCAUGUUUGCGGCUCUCGUCAGUGACAAGCCCGGCUUUGUGGAACUCUUCCUGGAGAAUGGUGUGAACCUCCGGGAAUUCCUCACACCGGAGAUCCUCGAGCGGCUCUACAACAACAUCCCACCCUACACGCUUUUGUACAAGAAGCUGCAGAAAGUGGUGCAAGGAGGAAAACAAACUCACGCCACUGAUACGACAGACAGCAAAAGGAAUGUCCUCCUCCACCAUGUUUCCACAGUCCUCCAGGAGCUGCUCGGGGAAUUCACUGAACCUCUCUACAGAACACUGAAAGAAGUACAAGACAGAAAGAAGGUCAACAACACGGCAACAAAAAUAAAUAUCCUGCCAUCAAGUCUCCAGGAGCUGCCCGCUUACUCCCAGGAGAGUGGGAUCUGUGAGCAGGAAGUUGAGAAUCCAGAGCGUGACCUUUUCAUCUGGGCCAUUUUGCAGAAACGCAAGGAUUUGGCAUCAAUUUUUUGGGUGCAGGCAAUGGACAGCAUCGAUGCAUCACUGGUCGCCUGUAAGAUCCUGAAGAAGUUGUCCUGUGAAGAGAAUGACGCAGACUUAUCUGAGGAAAUGGAAGAACUGGCCCAGGAGUAUGAGAAUCGAGCAGUAGGGUUAUUCACAGAGUGUUACAGGAAACACAGUAAGCGAGCACAGAAGCUGCUGAUUCGCGUAUCGAGUACCUGGGGGAAUACAACUUGCUUGCGUCUGGCGUUAGAAGCUGAAAGCCAGAAGUUCAUGGCACUUGGAGGUGUUCAGGCACUGCUGACCAAGAUCUGGUGGGGUGAGCUCUCUGUUGACACCAACACAUGGCAGGUACUGCUCUGCCUCCUCCUCUGGCCUGUCAUCUACUCCAACCUCAUCACUUUCAGGUAGGAACCCUCUGACAAGGCCCAUUGGCGAGAUGAAGAAUGGAGAAAGAAGAAGCUAUCUAGUGAUAAUGUGCUGAUUGCUAAUCUUCCUGAAAACAGCAAUGUCAAACUUCACACUGGACAGCGUUCCAUCUCACGGACUGCCCUGUUGCCUCGGUCUGAUGAUGCCGAUUUGAAACCACUGUCACCCUGGCAGAAGCUAAAAACUUUCUACACCGCACCCGUGGUGGUCUUUUACUGGAAUAUCCUGGCCUAUUUUGGCUUCCUGUGGCUGUUUUCCUACAUUCUGGUGAUCGACUUCCAGGAGCAACCUUCAGGAAGGGAAUACCUUCUCUAUUUCUGGCUGUCUACUUUGGUGUGUGAAGAAAUAAGACAGCUGUUGUAUGAUCCGGGUGGUUUCGGCUUCCGGAGGAAGGCCCUCUUAUACAUCAGUAGCGUCUGGAAUUGCAUGGACGUGGCUGCCAUCGUGAUUUUUGUGGUGGGGCUCCUUUGCAGGUUUUUCCCUUCAACUUUAUACUUGGGAAAGAUUAUUUUGGCCCUGGAUUUCAUCAUUUACUGUCUCAGAGUGAUGCAUAUUUUUACUGUUAGCAAAACGCUUGGGCCAAAAAUCAUCAUGGUGCAAAUGAUGAUGAAGGAUAUCUUCUUCUUCCUGUUUCUACUGCUACUGGCAAUCGUGGCAUACGGUGUGGCCAAACAGGGUAUUCUCAUCCACAACGAACAGCGGUUGAACUGGAUAUUCCAGGGGGUGGUGUACCAGCCGUACCGAAUGAUAUUUGGCGAAAUCCCGACUGAUGUCAGUUAUUCAGGUUUUGAUCUGAGUCAGUGCACGUUGAAUGGCAGUGACCCCUACAAACCUAUGUGUCCUAAGCAUGACAGCGAGAACAUUCCCACCUUCCCAGAGUGGGUAACCACCAUCCUGCUCUGCCUGUACCUGCUGUUCAGCAACAUUCUCCUGCUCAAUCUUUUGAUUGCGAUGUUCAACUACACCUUCCAAGUGGUCCAGGACAAUACAGAUAUAAUCUGGAAGUUUCAAAGGUAUCCCCUAAUCGAGGAGUAUUACUGCCGUCCACCUGCACCCCCUCCCUUCAUCGUAUUCAGUCACAUCUUCCUCUUAAUUGAACAUUUAGUGCAGCGGAAACCAAGAUGGAAGCAUAAGAAAUUCAAGAAACAGCUGGAUGAGAAAGAGGAGGCUGAGCUGUUAGCCUGGGAAGCCAUCAUCAAGGAGAACUACCUGAUGAAACAAAACCGCCGUGAGAGACAGAGUCUCAACCAACAAAUCAGCUACACCAAGGAGAAGGUGGAUGCAGUGGCAGAGGCAAUCGACCUCAACAGGGAAGGCAGUAAAAUGGAGCACAGAAUCUCUCAUCUGGAGGAACAGAUGAUGCAGACCAUGAGGGCCUUGAACUGGAUUGUGAACACACUGAUAGAAAAAGAUUUUGGCUCCAGGGAGAGUGCACCUACCCUCGUCAUUUCUGACAACAAAGACACAGAGGACGAAUUCGAGGCUGAGGCAAAGGAACUCAAGCCUGUGUGCCAUGUGCUUGCCCGAAGUUUGGUAUAUCCAGGCACCAACAUUAAUCGGUUUCCUGUACCUGAUGAGAAGGUGCCAUGGAAGACAGACUGGUUAUAUGGGCUGAUCAGUGGCAAAUGGAAAUCAAUAAAUCCAUAUGGAAGGACUGGCAUGAGGGGAAAAGGGAGUCUUUGCUGCUACGGACCAAACCUCGCAAUGAAUCCCAUUAUUACACGCUUUAAGAGGAACUCAGAUAACUCUGUCACUGAGAAAAAUGGCAAGCAGGUACUGGAGUUUCUUGUCAUCCGAUAUCCAGGUGAAGAAUGGACCACACCCACGGGAAUCCUGGAACCUGGAGAGAUGUUCCCAAGAAACAUGAGGGUCAUCUUAAACCAAAAGAUACUGGGCAUGUUUCGGAAACUGCAAAAGAAGGCCCUAGAGGUUGGAGCUAAGUCCUGUGCUCAUUGCUUUGUCAAGUCAUGUCCAACUACUGGUGUUCACAGUGCCAAUAUUAACUAG